AUGAGUCAGCCCGAUGCCGAUAGGGGUGUGCAUGAUGUGGAGGCAGCUGCUGUGAAGUGUACCAGUUCGAAGGAUCAAGACAGUAUCAAGGAUGGAGAUAAUGUUGGCAUGAUUGAGGAGAGCAGUGUCACAAAGUCAAUGUUGCAGCUGAGGGAAGUGCACAGCAGGGCUGACUGGCCCAGGUGUGUGACUGAAUUUAUGGAGUUCUCAGAGAUUGAGAACCAUGAUGAUUUCUACACAAGUGAAGAGGGUGUCAUUCACACUCAGGAUCAGCGAGGGAUUUAUAUCGUCUAUGAUGUGGCAAUAAAGGAUCUAACAGAGUUAGAAAACCAGUUGCUACUCCUUGUGACCCAAUAUAUUGAGAAAGAACAGGGGAGCAGGAGGGGGAGUUCCUCUGUGGGAGGGUCGCAGUGUGGGGAUAAUGAUCUUCCAACCUGGGCCCACUUGACUGUCGAUCGCUUUGCUGUUUUGUUUGAUCUGUGGAGGUGUGAAGCAGCAUUUCUGGAGAAUAAACGACAGCUAUUGGACAGUUAUUUUGAAGCCUAUCAGCAUGUUUUUGAUGUGGAAGAGCGGUUUGCCUUAGCCCAAGUUAUUGCAGACAUCAUGCACAAACGUCCACGGUUCAAUUUGAGCAGUGAGUACUUUGUGAAGACCUAUCAGGCUGAAUGUACUUGUUUGAAGCUUCACUUACAACUUAUAAGUGACAUUUUGAACAAACAGAUAGAUGAGCAGCGAGAAUAUGUACAGAGGAUUUGGAGGGAUGGUGGACGGACGGAGAAGGGUGUUGAAUUUGGCCUACCCCUUAAUAUCAUUGCUAAGCAACCAGUUGCCAUUAACAACAGUUGUCCUGCCUUGAAAAGGAUUUAUUUGUUGGAAUUUCAUCCAUCACUCGGACUGGCCUCUCGUAUUCUGAAUACACUAGAACGUGUUUACUGGGAGCUGCAUCACAUUUACAGACCGAAGACGGCUGAUGAGUGCAUUAGUCUAGAGAAACAAGUUCUUAAUUUGGCAUUAGAAAAAUGGGUGGCCAUGGAAAAGAUCGAGUCAUGCUAUAGUCUCCAGGUUCAAAAGGAUUUGUUUUCGGGAGUGUUCAUCGAUGAUCCGCUCUUUGUCAGAGACGUUGGGCUUUCCUUCAUGAAAGAUUCAGGCGAAGUUGAAAGUAGACCUGGAGCAGCAAAUCAAACCUUUAUGUUGCACACAUUCUGCAGGCUUUUGGAGAUCAUCACACUGCGCCAUCGUUUGAUAGAGGCUGCAUCUGAAACUGCCUUGUUAGCUCGAUUAUACAAGUCUGCUGCAAUGCAAAUGGGUUUCGAGGAAUUCCAUCUCUACUUGCGACCUGUACAGUUUGAACUCGCAGCCUAUAAACAGAAAGCUGAUCAGCCCCCUCCCGUAUUCAUUACAAGUUUGCUUGAAGACAGCAGUAAUGUUGACAGAUAUGUCCCCUCAAGCUUGUUAUUAGCAAUCCAGGAAGUUGAUGAAAAUCACAUAGGAAAGUUCAGUUUUCGCACCAAGGAAGCUGUUCUUCAGCUGCUGGUGAGGAACGGUGUGGAUAACCUGCAGGUGGCCUUAGCCUGUCAGACAGUGCAGAAAAAUUCCCUAAUUGCGGCAGUG
Hemiscyllium ocellatum (epaulette shark) is the source of this 1611-nucleotide messenger RNA. RefSeq lists its product as uncharacterized. The record is from RefSeq and is a predicted model, not a curated record. The annotation marks the transcript as partial. The transcript has 11 exons. NCBI's taxonomy places the organism in Eukaryota, Metazoa, Chordata, Chondrichthyes, Orectolobiformes, Hemiscylliidae.